Stylophora pistillata is the source of this 1533-nucleotide messenger RNA. RefSeq names its product diacylglycerol kinase theta. Gene Ontology annotation, cellular component: membrane. Gene Ontology annotation, biological process: phospholipase C-activating G protein-coupled receptor signaling pathway. Gene Ontology annotation, molecular function: nucleic acid binding; ATP-dependent diacylglycerol kinase activity. NCBI's taxonomy places the organism in Eukaryota, Metazoa, Cnidaria, Anthozoa, Scleractinia, Pocilloporidae. The record is from RefSeq and is a predicted model, not a curated record.
AUGGGAAGAUUGGGUGAAGAUAUUGGAACUGGUAUUGGGCUCAACAUAGUGAUUCCAAGGACAGCUCAAGCCAACUUGUGUGUUCUGGAAGAAGCCCUGAAAAAAUUUCACAUCACGGAUGAUCCCAGCAAUUAGUACCUUGCAAGAGCUGUUGAUGAAGAGAAUAAGCGUGCCCUUGAUCCUGAAGAGAAACCUCACCAGUUUGUAGAAAGAAAUUCAUCCAAACCUUUAAUCAUCCUUCGAAUGAAGGUAGGAUUAUAUUGUAGUCAUGACAUAUUGGCCCAAGAAAGUGUUCUAAAUAUAUUCAGUGCGGCAGGAACACUCAAGACAAUCCCAGUGACUGCACAGACGACCGUUACAGAUGUGGUAAGUGUUGCUUUAGAAAAAUUUGGAUUGAAGGGUGCCCAUGAAAAUGACUUUUCCCUGACUGAAGUACACCUAACUCAAGGAGUCCAUGAACGAAGAAUGGAACACAAUGACUGUCCAUGGAAAUCCUUGAUGGGUAGUAGAAAAAAGUCUGUAAGGAAAAUGAAACUCACAAGAUUCUACUUGAGGCAAAACUUAGAACCCUUGGGAAGUGUAUGCAUUUGUGUUGGCAGUCUCCCAGUAGGCCUGGAACCAAGUAAAUACAAAACUUUGAUUGGCGACAUUCUAGGAGAAACUAUGGAAUAUUGUGAGAUGAAAAAAGUGUUUCCAAGUUAUGGUAUGGUGUUUGUGUUUUUUCCUGCCGCUGACACAGCAGCAGAUGAUAAAUAAAUUAAAAACUCCACUAUGGACAGCAAAGAGCUGUUUGUGAGAGUCCUACCCACUAUUCAUCUUGGGCUGUUCCCCCCUGGAAGCCAACCCCUUAUAGUACUGGUUAACUCCAGAAAUGGAGGUGGUCAGGGGGCGGACAUGUCAGCAGCUUUCCAGAGACUGCUCAACCCUCAUCAUGUGUACAGCCUCACAGAGGGAGGCCCAUUAUUAGGAUUUUACGCUUUCAGAUCUAUUCCUGAUUUUCGUGUCUGGAUCUGUGGUGGCGAUGAUACAGUUGGCUGGGUGUUGUCGUGUUUGGAUGAUGUUGUUCAAGAGUUGAAGUGUAAGUUACCUGCAUCAGCAGUACUUCCUCUUGGCACUGGUAAUGAUCUCUCUCGUAUCCUCCAUUGGGGAAGUGGUUACUCUGGCGGCGAGAGUCCUGUAUCGCUACUCAUGGCCAUUGACCAGGCUCACGAAGUGUUUCUUGAUAGAUGGUGUGUCAUGUUUGACUCCGUGGACACUAACGUUCCUGACACACUGUCAAACGACAGCGCACUUGGUUCGAUGGGAGGAAGAGAGGACGAUCCUAGUAUUUUUACGAUGAAUAACUACUUUGGCAUCGGAAUUGGAGCUGAGCUUUGUUUAGAUUUUCAUCUUCAGAGAGAGGAAGCACCUGAUAAAUUCCAUAGCAGGCUUCAUAACAAAGGAGUUUACUUUAGAGCAGGGAUAAAGAAAAUGGUCAAAGGCUACUCGCGGACAUUUACUCACGAAGUCGAAAUAGAGGUGAUUAAUCUGUAG